AGCUUGCACUGAUGUCUACUCACCAUACCCCUUCACUGCAGCUACAGUUCUUCUUGAACCCCCUGACGUUGUUCGGAAAUGUCGCUCGGCCCGACCCUCGCACUUGCCAACCAAGACGUCCUCUACACCGUCUUUGAGCAUUUCGUCGCUUCAGAGACGGCGUGGUACGACUUUGAUAUCAUGACCCGUAGGGUCAAGUCUGUCGACGAUCCAGAGGAGAUCGUCCGAAGACGAACGCUGGCGAGCUGUGCUCGGGUUUGUCGAGCAUUCCUCUUCCCCGCGAUGACCAUCCUGUGGCGGGAUCUCGACAGCCUUGAGCCCUUGAAUGCAUUGGUACAACACCGCGCUUCGCAAGUUACGGAGUCAAUUGCGCAAUUCCUGGACAGCACCAUCUCCACUACCUUCCUGCGCAUCGGCCGAUGUUGGACAGCCACCACUUUCACUCUCGCGCCUCGUACGAUUACGCUGGGUGCAGAAGUAUUUCGUGGCGCCCCCGCCUGGGACCAUCACCGACGCUGCGAGUAUCAAACCUUCGUCGAGACGCUGUUGCUGCGAGCCGCCGAAUCCGCGCCCUGUCUCACUUACCUGCGCAUUACCAGAGGGAACGGGAUCCUUGAGGAUUGGCUGCGUCCGGUGUGCCGCUUCUCCCGGGUCCAGGUCCUAGACAUUCUAGAGCCAGCUUACGACGCGGUCACGACGUCCGACCUCCUCCCCCGACUGGGCGCGAUGGAGAGCUUGAGGUCCCUCAAGCUCCGCUUGCCCGCCGCCGUCGGACACGCAUUCGACAAUGGAACUCAGAGCUUCACUGCGCUCAGGGUCCUCGAUCUGGGGAGCAGGUUCGCGUCGUUGCAUGACGCCAUAAAGAUGCUUCGCCUGGUCUCUUCCCCGUAUCUCGAAUCGGUCCACGUUGACGGCUGCGAGUGUGAGACCGGGCUCCUUUCCGCAGGCCUGCACGACUUGUGCACCGUCCUGGACGCCAGGUUCGCCCCAACCCUCCGCACCAUCUCCCUCUCGAUCACCCCGAUCGGCUCGCCUAUCGCCUUCGAGCAACCCUUGGUGAAGUAUCUGAUUCCCCUCCUCCGGAUACGUCACCUCGCCGACGUCCGUCUCCACCUGGCUUCCAAGAACGUCUCAGUCGUGGUAUCGGUAUCCGACUUUGUCACAAUUGCGGAGUCGUGGCCCCAUCUCGAGCAUCUCGAGCUCAGUUACGUCCCCUCAGGAAAGGCACCUUCGUUACGGGCGCUCAUACCCCUUGCACGACUUUGUCCCUUCCUAACCCAUGUUCAACUGCCCCGGAUCGAUGCACGCGAUGUUGAGAUGGCUUCGAUUCCUUCUCACCGUUCCCUCAUGUCUUUCUCCAUCUCCGACGGUGGUUGGGAUAGUCUGAUUCCAGAUCCUCAAGGGGUCGCUUAUUUCUUGAGGAAAUUGUUCCCCAACGCAGAACUAGGCCGACCACAUCUCGCAUCCGAGCAAUGGUGUCGGACGGUGAAAGAGUUCAGAGAUUCUCGGGCUAGGAAGGAUCGUGGUAAUGAUCUGGUCUAUUGCUGGACAUCGCUUGUGGUUCUGGAGGUUGGUCAUUCCCCAUGUAAUUGA
This is a messenger RNA of Dichomitus squalens LYAD-421 SS1, 1593 nucleotides long. RefSeq lists its product as uncharacterized. The record is from RefSeq and is a predicted model, not a curated record. Lineage: Eukaryota; Fungi; Basidiomycota; Agaricomycetes; Polyporales; Polyporaceae. The transcript has 4 exons. Bases 79 to 1593 code for a protein of 504 amino acids.